UCUCAUUUAGUACCUCUACCUCUAGUCUACCACCACCACCCUUACUUCAAAAUCAAAUUUUUUCCAUCCCAAUCUCCAGCCGGAAAAAAAGGGAUGGCGACCAUCACCAUGCAAGCCACCGCCGCAGUUUUCCGGCCCUGCGCCGCAAAAUCGAGGUUCCCUACUGGCUCCUCGGGUAAAUUGAACAGAGAAGUGUCAGUUAGGACUGCUUCAUCAAGUGGUGCUUUUAAAGUUGAAGCUAAGAAAGGCGAGUGGUUACCCGGUCUGCCUUCUCCAGCUUACCUCAAUGGCAGUCUUCCUGGUGACAAUGGAUUUGAUCCUCUGGGACUAGCUGAGGACCCAGAGAACCUAAGAUGGUUCGUCCAAGCCGAGCUCGUCAACGGGCGUUGGGCAAUGUUGGGAGUUGCAGGCAUGCUUUUGCCAGAAGUUUUCACCAAGAUUGGUAUCCUCAACGCCCCCAAAUGGUAUGAUGCUGGGAAGGAAGAGUACUUUGCUUCUUCUUCGACCCUCUUCGUGAUCGAGUUCAUCUUGUUCCACUACGUCGAGAUCAGAAGGUGGCAAGACAUCAAGAACCCGGGAAGCGUCAACCAAGACCCCAUCUUCAAGCAAUACAGCUUGCCCCCCCACGAGUGUGGAUACCCCGGCAGCAUCUUCAACCCCCUCAACUUUGCCCCAACUCUCGAGUCCAAGGAGAAGGAGCUCGCCAACGGGAGAUUGGCUAUGUUGGCAUUCUUGGGAUUCAUUGUGCAACACAAUGUGACCGGCCAAGGACCAUUCGACAACCUUUUGCAGCACCUGUCCGACCCAUGGCACAACACCAUUGUCCAAACACUAGUGGGCAAGUAAGAUCACAGCCAAGAAGGAAAGCUGAGGAAAUUAAACCUGUUUCAUCAUUUGUUUUAUAAGAUUAAGAGUGAAUGUUUUGCGAUGAGACACUUUGGGGAUCAAUGUUAGACAAGGAAUUUACCAAUGUACAGGGGACCACGAAUGGCGUUAAUAUUAUCAUUCUAAUCACAUCUACUACCUAGCUUUCA
Messenger RNA from Morus notabilis, 1034 nucleotides. Its product is annotated as chlorophyll a-b binding protein P4, chloroplastic. Lineage: Eukaryota; Viridiplantae; Streptophyta; Magnoliopsida; Rosales; Moraceae. Gene Ontology annotation, cellular component: membrane. Bases 94 to 846 code for a protein of 250 amino acids. The transcript has 3 exons. The record is from RefSeq and is a predicted model, not a curated record. Gene Ontology annotation, biological process: response to light stimulus; photosynthesis, light harvesting in photosystem I.